ACAAACGCACAAGCUCUACUUCUGGUUUUUGGCCCUGCAAAUUAACUUCUUGAAAUCUAGAAUCACUAUACAGCCACAUCAGAAUUUGUUUUACGCAUGGCCAAUCAUUUCUACUUCAUAGGUAGGAACGAUCCUUGGAUUCCCACCAUGGAAAAAUCUGAAGAUACCCUGCAUCAUUCUCAAGUAAUCAAUGUUAUGGAGGAUGAUCAGUUUGAGAGAGACAUGAUCAGCAAACUUCCCAGCAGUAUUCUUGGCACCAUCUUAUCAUUUCUCAGCCUGAGAAAAGCAGUGAGAACUAUACUCGACGCUGAUCAUAGUUUUGGGCCUCAUGGCUGGAGGGUUCACCAAGAAAACUUAAGGUUUUCUUUAAUAUUUGCUUUGGGUAAGAACAGUAGUGAUCUUAAUAGUUGGAUUAUUUGCGCUACUGAAAAAGGGAUUCAGGAACUUGACCUUUGUUUGUUUGAAAGGAAAUACUAUGCUGCACGGGAUGAUGAUGAUUAUGAUGAUAAUGAUGAUCUUUUAAUCCAUUAUCUUGAUGAUUGGAGCACUAGACCCUUGUGUAGAUUGUAUGACUUUCCCUAUCAUCUUCUUUUUGGUGAUGGGAAUGCAGGAGAAAUUGAGAACACUCCUGACAGAAAACCAGCUUUUAGUAACCUUAAACUUUUGUCAAUUCCAAGUGCUUUCAUGCCCCACCUCAACCUCUUGUGUGAUUUUGUUCAAAUGCCCUACAUAUUGCUGCUAAACAAUGCUGAUUAUAUUGACGAAGUUAGAGAAAUAUGGUGGCCCUCUGGCUACCCCAAAGAUUAUCUCAAGGAAGUUCUGAUAGCUGGCAUGCAUGGUUAUAUGAGUGAAAUUGAGAUUGUUGUUUUUCUACUAAAUAAUGCCAUGGCACUAGAGAAGAUGGUGAUUGACCCAUGCAGUAGAUAUUACAGUGGGUGUGGGAAAUUAGAAGCUUUAGCAGCCUGUGCAAGAUGGAUUGGAACUAGAAGGUGGAGAGUUUCUAAUCAUCUUAGAGUUGAAGUUCGUCCACAGGUACAACUGUUGAUUUUGUGACUAUGUAUUGGCAAUACCGUGUUGAUGAUUUGCUAACUGCUCUGAACUUGGCAUGAAAAAUGUUAAUGUCUAGUAAUAUGAUACUAAAUAGAAGUUUUAAAAUGAAAAUUCAAUUCUUGA
Molecule: messenger RNA, 1173 nt
Organism: Rubroshorea leprosula
Lineage: Eukaryota; Viridiplantae; Streptophyta; Magnoliopsida; Malvales; Dipterocarpaceae
Source: the annotation of a GenBank genome assembly